GCAUGCAUGGGAUUGGGAAGAGUUUUCUGUUCAUACGACACUAUGUGGUUUACUGGAAGACUUCGACCGUCAAAAUGGUGGCGUCCAUGCGGGGCUUCGCUGGACAGCCCACUGGCAUGAGCCGCUGAAAGUGCAUACUACAUAGGAUUAGGCGCACUGGUGAAAAAACCUAGCUUGAGAGUGCUGUGUUAAGUUGCGGUGGCACGGAAGUGGGGAUGAUCGGCGGAGGCAAUUGCACAAUGAAGAAUCGCAGAUGACGAUUCACGGAGGCGACGUCGCGCCGAUUGCCAGCUCAACACAUGGCUCCAAGCAGAGGGCACAAGUGGUUGUCACAAAAGCACCCACUCGUGUCAAGAGCGGUCCACUCAAGGGCAAUCUACAGCUGCCAAAGGAGCCUCAGGGCAUUCUUGCAGUGCCGGUCAAGACAGGGCCAAAGUCCCAACCAGUGGCAUUGGGUCCAACGGCCUUACGGCUGAUUGAGGAGGAGAAAAGGGCGGUGCGGCGCCAUAGAAAGCGGCUAGCAAAGAUCGUCGUAGAUCAGUGGCGGUACUUCGCACAAAAGGCCCUUCUGGCCCUGGAGUUCCGACGCCGUGUUCUGGACCGCCGAAAGCAUCAGUGCUGGGUCGCCUGGCGGGAGGCGGUGUCAACGCGGCGCCUGAAAUGGACCCUGCAAGCCAGAGCUGUGGCGCGGCGCCGCUUGACACUGGAACGUCAGGUGUGGGCUCGGUGGGUUGCGCAUGUGCAGACGCAGAAGCAGUACCAGAAGGCGGCGGCCCGGCUGCUCUGGAUGGAUGCGCGCCGGCUGUACAGCACCGCGUUUACCGCUCUCAAGGCCCACCGCACCGCCUCCCUCGUCAAGCGCCAAGCCACCGCGAUCGCUCUGUCCCACUGGCGCCGCGCGACGCUCUCUCGCUUUCUCGCCAGCUGGCGCACCGCCUCUGAAGCUGGGCAACAGAAACUCGCGCAGCGAGUUGAGGCACUCCAGCGAUGGGCGGCCUGGAGAAAACGAAGUGUCUUAAACGCUUGGCGUCAGGUUAUCAAAACCCAGAAAAAGUACCGGGGAAUCAGCCAGCGGUUAGCCGAAAAGCGGGUUAAGGGGCAGAAAGCGGAGGUUCUGAUGCAGUGGCGGGCGGCGCUGGUGCAGAAGCGGGCGGACGACGCCAAGCUGGACAGGGCCUAUGCGUUCCAGUACAUGUAUAUAGUGCGGACGGUCAUCCGGUGGUGGGCCUUGUUUGUGGCGCAGCGGAAAGAACGGAGGGUGGAGAAAGAGUGUGCAAUGGGGAGUGCUGCCGAGCAUGCGGAGCGACAGCUGGCGCGCCGGGGAUACGCUGCUUGGCGGUAUUAUGUGGAGGGGCGAAGGAGGAAGGUCGUGGCGCUUGACAUGGCGGAGGCGGCGAACCUGCUCCGGAUCAAGACGCUCGUUGUACGGUCCUGGUUGAAGUACCACCAACGGAAGCAAGUCCUCAAGGACAACACCGCUUGCGCACGGGAGUUCGCCGACUUCCAGCUCCAAUACAAGGCGGUCCUCGCGCUGAAACUCCAUGUACAGCACAAGCGCAGCCAGGAGCAGCACAGCAUCAUCGCGGGGAGGCACUGGGUCCGGCACAUGAAGAGGGCAGCCUUCACAAAGUGGCGGUCAGCUGCUGGGGCGGCGGUUCUGGAGCGAGAAGCAACGGAGGAGAUGCUGGAGGAAAAGAAGAUGGUCAUCGUCCGCGCAUGGCAGCGCGACUUCUCCCUCUCGCGCGCGCUCUACGGCUGGCGCCUCUACGUCGCCUCUCAGCGGCACUCCCGACACCAGAACCGAAAAGCCGCCCACUUCCUCCGCUCCAAACUAUUUCGCAAGGCCUUUGCCGCUCUCGCCGCUCACGUUGCAAAACGGCGACGGAAAGAACAGUUGAAGCGCAGCGCAGACGAGGCCUACCGGAAACAGCUCCUGCGCAGAAUGCUCUGCGUACACUGGCGAGAGGCCCUGUCGCAAGCGGCCGCGAAGCGGGAAGCUUAUAGUUGCGCGGAGGCAUUCAGGAAUACGCGCCUGGAACGGGUCUCUCUAGAGGUGUGGCGAGUGCGGACUGCGAAGUGGGCGCUGAAAAGCGAAGCCGUCCGGAGAGCGGCGGUGCAUCACGAGGGGGUUCUGCUCGGUCGGGCGCUCCGGGCGUGGAAAGAGCGGCUGGCUUUCUGGCGCGGAAAACGGACAGCGGAAGAGAAACGGGUCCGGGCUUCAAGGCGGGAACUCGGAGGUUUGGUCGCGGCACGGGUAUUUGCAGCGUGGAUUGAGCAGCACGAUCGGAGGCUGGUGCGAAAACUGACGUCAGCACGCGCGCGGGGGCACUACCGGGAGGUGUACGAGCGGCGGGGUCUGGCGGUCUGGAGGGCGUGGCUGGUCGAGCAGAAACGGAAACGGAACGCGUGGCAGCGGGCGGAACAGCUGAGCGGAAAGCUGUUGGAGAGGCGGGCGGUUGCGGCGUGGAGAGAGUUCGUGGGGGUGCAGAGAAGGAAGAAGGAGAGGCAGGCGUGGGCGUUGCGGGUGUGGAGCAGGAGGAUGCAGAGGCUGGCCUUUCAGGCUUGGACUUCCUACUUAGUGGAGCGGAGGGCCAAGUCUGCUGCCACGACGUCAGCAGACCGUCUGUACCAAUCGCGCCUGGUUCACGUGGUGGCCUCCCACUGGCUCGCGAAAACCCGCCGACGUCAGCAGCUGCGGCUGCAGAUUGCGCUGGAGAAGCAGGCGCUGACGUCAAUCGCGCAGCUCGCACGUGUGGCGCCGUAUGCGAGGAGGUGGCGCCACUUGGCGCGCAUGCGGAGGGCCGAGCGGGAGGGGUCCCGCCACCGGGCCCUGUUGGACGGCUGGGCGGCCCGGAACGUCAGCGCCGGGUGGAGGAGCCUGCCCAAAACGGGGCCUUUCGGUGGGGGCAUGGGGCUGAGGCGGGGUGACGUCAGCAUGACGACAGCUCCAGCGGUACAAAAAGAAGCUCUCGCAGCCAGCGCCACUUUAGCACACUUGCGUGAGGUCGCUCAGACUCCAGCGAAGGCAGUCUUCGCUGUCAAAAGCGAUCCCCCCGUGACAGUGGCAUCGCCGCCUCUCAACGUGCCGCCCGCAGAAAGAACGGCCGAACCGGCCUCAGCUUCUGUCAGCGCCCGAGGGACGGGCCCUGUUUCGUCCGUCGUCGAACGGAUCACCGCUUCGAUCGCCUCUGGCGCCAGCGUUCUCGACGCGCUGCCCCCCUGGGCCAGGGCCCACAGCCGUCCCCCUCCACGGAGGCCCAAUCACUUGCUGACAGCUGGCAAGUUGCGGGCGCCAGCUGGCGUGUACAGCGCAACCGCUGCUGACACCGUGAGGAUCGGGUCGGAAGCGGAGAGACCAGCUUUGGACCGUCGUCAGCGGACUGGUGCUGAAGAAACGGUCUUACUCGACUCUGAGAUCGGGCGCAACCGACCGGGUUUUGGUGGGAAAUCAGAAAGUGGAGCAGGUUCCAAGAGUUCGGUUCCUCGGGUAUCGUUCUCCCCGACCGACCACACACCGGCGAGCUCUCAGGCUACGCGAGCCGAGAGCUUUCCUCCGGGCGGUGGUGGCGCUUCGGACGGGCGGGAGGAGAUGCGGACGCCUGAGUUUGUCCGGCCUGGAGGAACGGACCCUGGCCCGCUCCCCGAGGGACCUUCGGCGCACGAGACUUAUCGCAGGGUUGCAGUAAGCCGGCAAUUGGUGCUGGGCGCAUCUGGAGAAGUGGAGUCGAAAGUAACUGGAAGAGUCGAUGGGGGGACAUCUGCUACGGAGGUGUUGUCCGGGAGACCUUUCCGGAGAAAUGUGAACAUUUUGGGGGAGGUAAAUGCUCGCGGGAUAAACGCUCAGGAGCGUGGCCCUGAGGAUCUUUUCUCGAGGGCUGUGAAGCCGGAGGACACCCGACCAGUUCUGCCGGGGGCGAUCGUCCCAGUCGGUGGGCUGACGUCAAACGCCCGGGUGAUCGCCCAAGAGGUGACGUGGAUGGAGGCGGUGCUGCGCGAUUUCGACGACCUAAAAGCCCAGUCGUCAGAAUGUUCGAAGUCGUUAGACGCGUUAAGGAAAGCGGUUGAUCCAAAUAAGAGCACGUUAGAGUUAGGCGGAAUGGGGUUUCACUCGGGACCGAGUUCUGCCGAGAAACUAGGUCGGGCAGAGAGGAUCUGGGAACUAGAGCAGAGGCACGCGGCCCUGGAGCUUCGCAAGAAGCUGCAGCUUCCCAUGGUCAAGGCGGUGGCCGAACGGAUCAGGUCGAUGGCCCUGGAUUCGUUGGAGACUGCCCUUAGCUUAGGUUGACAGUAGCCUGCCAAGAUCUUCAUUGAUCCGGCCCUUCUUGUCACAUUGGGUUCCCAGGCCCUGCAACGGGAUCGGUCAUCCCGUCAUCCCGAUCUAUCUCCCGCCUGAUCUCCUCCACGAACGAUGAUUGAUUUACGCAAGCAGUUGAA
Molecule: messenger RNA, 4434 nt
Organism: Klebsormidium nitens
Lineage: Eukaryota; Viridiplantae; Streptophyta; Klebsormidiophyceae; Klebsormidiales; Klebsormidiaceae
Source: the annotation of a GenBank genome assembly